Molecule: messenger RNA, 2937 nt
Organism: Caenorhabditis briggsae
Lineage: Eukaryota; Metazoa; Nematoda; Chromadorea; Rhabditida; Rhabditidae
Gene: Cbr-glr-1
Product: Protein CBR-GLR-1
Exons: 13
Coding region: 1-2937 (978 amino acids)
Biological process (GO): monoatomic ion transport; synaptic transmission, glutamatergic; modulation of chemical synaptic transmission
Cellular component (GO): postsynaptic membrane; plasma membrane
Molecular function (GO): glutamate-gated receptor activity; transmitter-gated monoatomic ion channel activity involved in regulation of postsynaptic membrane potential
Source: RefSeq, a predicted model, not a curated record
AUGGUUCCAUCGGACAGAAGAAGCUCGUGGAGCAUGCUGGCAACUGUUCUGCUCACAGUUCUCAAUUUCACUAUAGUUGAUCCUUAUCCAAGUCAUAUUAUAAUAAAGUCAUUUGGAAACAAUGAGGAGGUUUCGAGAGUAGCACUAAAAGCAAUGGAAUACACAUCAGAUCAUAUUAAUUCCAGAGAUGAUGUACCAUUCAAACUCGCAUUUGACCACCGAGUAGUCGAAGAAGGAGCAGCCGUCUCUUGGAAUAUGGUGAACGCCGUUUGUGAUGAAUUGAAAGAAGGUGCAAUGGCAUUACUCUCAAGUGUCGACGGAAAAGGAAUCGAGGGAAUUCGUGGAGUUUCUGAUGCUCUUGAAAUGCCAUUAAUCUCAUUGACUGCUCCAAAUAAUGACGAACAACAACAAUUUGGAAAUCUAUUUGAAGUUUCUGUCCGUCCUCCGAUCAGUGAACUUUUGGCAGAUUUCAUUGUUCAUAAAGGAUGGAGUGAGGUUCUUGUGAUGAUUGAUCCACUUCAUGCAAGUCUCCAUCUUCCAUCCCUCUGGCGUCAUCUGAGAACUCGGACCAAUACUUCAGUGAAGGCGUCGAUGUUUGAUCUUCCGUCAGAUGAAGCUCAAUUUGAAUCCUAUCUAAUGCAGUUCAAUAUGAUGAGAAACAACGAGACGAAUCGUAUUUUGAUUGAUUGUGCUUCCCCGAAACGACUGAAAAAACUUCUAAUCAAUAUCAGAUCAGCACAAUUUAACCAGGCCAACUAUCAUUAUGUGCUAGCCAACUAUGAUUUCCUACCAUACGAUCAAGAAAUGUUCCAAAACGGAAACAUCAACAUAUCAGGAUUCAAUAUAAUAAACAAAGAUGGCAGAGAGUAUUGGUCACUGAAAAAACAUCUGAAGACGUCAUCAUCUUUGGGUGGAGGAGAUGAUGUUAGUGUUGAAGCUGCAGUUGGACACGACUCCAUGUUGGUGACGUGGCAUGGGUUUGCGAAAUGCUUGCAAGCCAACGACUCCUUGUUCCAUGGCACAUUUAGGCAUCGGAGAUUUUUCAAUAGAGGAUUUCCAGGUAUCUACUGUGAUCCUCUAUCUGAUCGUUCUCAUCCGAACCGCCCGUUUUCAUCAUUCGAGCAUGGAAAAACAAUCGGAGUGGCAUUUCGAAAUAUGAAAAUAGGUGCCAAAGAGGGAACUCUAACUGGAAAUAUCGAAUUUGAUCGAUUUGGAAACCGGAAGAAUUUCGAUGUCUCUAUUGUGGAUUUGGUAUCAAACACCAAGGCAACAUUCAACUCAAAAGAAGUGUUAGCAUGGCGCCAAGGUGUCGGAUUUUUCUCGAAUCGAACCGUUGCCCAACAUUCUCGAAAAAGUCAAAGUGAUCAUAAAGAUAAUCAAGUGAUUGUACUCACAAAUUUAGUUGCUCCGUUCGUAAUGAUAAAAAGAGAAUGCGUAGAGAUGGGAAAUCUAACCGAAUGCCAGGGAAAUAACAAGUUCGAAGGAUUUUGUAUCGAUUUGUUGAAACUGUUGGCUGACAAAAUUGAAGGGUUCAAUUAUGUUAUUAAAUUAGGGACCAAGGUUGGCUAUUGUGGGAAUCUAUUUAAAAUGUUUUUGAGUUUUCAGGCGGGUUCCAAACAACCAGAUGGAAGUUGGGACGGAAUGAUUGGCGAACUUUUGAAUGGAAAUGCUCAUGCUGUCGUUGCUUCAUUGACAAUCAAUCAGGAGAGAGAACGAGUCGUUGAUUUUUCUAAACCAUUCAUGACAACUGGAAUCUCGAUUAUGAUUAAGAAACCCGACAAGCAAGAGUUUUCUGUUUUCUCAUUCAUGCAACCGCUUAGUACUGAGAUUUGGAUGUACAUCAUAUUUGCUUACAUUGGGGUAUCCGUUGUGAUCUUCUUGGUAUCUCGCUUUUCCCCGUAUGAAUGGAGAGUUGAAGAAACUUCUAGAGGAGGAUUUACGAUUUCCAAUGAUUUCUCAGUCUACAAUUGUCUUUGGUUCACAUUAGCAGCAUUCAUGCAGCAAGGAACUGAUAUCUUACCCAGGUCCAUUUCUGGACGAAUCGCUUCUUCGGCCUGGUGGUUCUUCACUAUGAUUAUUGUAUCUUCCUAUACUGCCAAUCUUGCCGCUUUUCUAACUCUUGAAAAAAUGCAAGCUCCUAUUGAAAGUGUAGAGGAUCUUGCAAAACAGACAAAAAUAAAAUACGGAAUUCAAGGAGGUGGAUCCACUGCUUCAUUCUUCAAGUACUCUUCUGUUCAAAUUUAUCAAAGGAUGUGGAGAUAUAUGGAGUCUCAAGUUCCUCCAGUUUUUGUUGCAAGUUAUGCAGAAGGAAUUGAGAGAGUUAGAAGUCAUAAAGGAAGGUACGCAUUCCUCCUAGAAGCAACUGCAAAUGAAUAUGAGAACACGAGGAAGCCGUGUGAUACUAUGAAAGUUGGAGCAAACCUGAAUAGUAUUGGAUAUGGAAUCGCUACUCCGUUUGGUUCCGAUUGGAAGGAUCACAUUAAUCUAGCAAUUUUGGCUCUUCAAGAAAGAGGAGAACUCAAAAAACUGGAGAACAAAUGGUGGUACGAUAGAGGUCAAUGUGAUGCGGCACUGACUGUAGACGGGUCAUCAGCCAGUUUGAAUCUUUCGAAAGUGGCUGGUAUAUUUUAUAUUCUGAUGGGAGGAAUGGUUAUUUCAAUGUUGGCUGCACUUGGAGAGUUUCUCUAUAGGAGUAGAAUAGAAGCAAGAAAAUCAAACUCGAAUUCAAUGGUUGCGAAUUUCGCGAAAAAUCUGAAAAGUGCGUUGUCAUCUCAACUAAGGUUGUCGAUAGAAGGAGGAGCAGUGGCACAACCUGGAUCUCAAUCUCAUAAUGCCAUCAGAAGGCAACAGGUAGCCGCAUUUCUUCCAGCUAAUGAAAAAGAGGCCUUCAAUAAUGUGGAUCGUCCUGCCAGUACACUAUACAAUACAGCAGUUUGA